Molecule: messenger RNA, 507 nt
Organism: Pelmatolapia mariae (spotted tilapia)
Lineage: Eukaryota; Metazoa; Chordata; Actinopteri; Cichliformes; Cichlidae
Product: lactose-binding lectin l-2-like
Exons: 2
Coding region: 1-507 (168 amino acids)
Molecular function (GO): signaling receptor activity
Source: RefSeq, a predicted model, not a curated record
AUGAUCUUGCUCCUCUUCUUGUUUGGACUGGCUCUUGGUGCUCCUUCUGAGUCUCCUGAUAAAAAUGAACUGAAGCUCCAACUUGUUCAACUACUGCGUGGAAGCUGUCCCAUGUUCUGGUACAGCUUCAAUGGCCGCUGCUACAAAUAUGUGGCCACACACAUGAGCUGGGCUGAUGCAGAGCUCUACUGUGUGUCACAGCGAGCCAACCUGGUGUCUAUCUACAGUGAGGAGGAACAGGAGUUUGUUAAAUCAUUAAUUAAGAACUUUGAUCAUGCUGAGGGAUACACCUGGAUUGGACUGAGUGACAUCCAUAAAGAAGGCAGAUGGAUGUGGUCUGAUGGUUGUGCAGUGAGUUUUGUCUACUGGUAUGCUGGCGAGCCAAACAACAGUGGAACAAAUGAGCACUGUGUUCACACCAACUUGUCGGACUUAAAGAAGUGGAAUGAUCGCAAAUGUUCUCUCAUUUUGCCUUCUGUUUGUGCAACACGGACAAACUGCUCUUAG